AUGACCUGCAGCUCCAGGGUGACCCUGUUCCUGUGUCUCACAGCCUGGCUGAGCCUCCAAGUCUGGCCAGACCCCGUGUUUGAAGGAGAUGUCCUGACUCAGCAAUGCCAGGGAAGGAGGAACGCAGCCCUGUCCCAGGUGAAGUUCCACAGGGACAGGAAACUCCUCCGUUUCUCUAAGGACAACCAGCCUCUGUCCACGGGGACGGCAACAGUGAAGAGCAGUGGCCGGUACAGCUGUGCUGGGCAGGUGACCUCCGGCCGACAUGUGAACAAAUGGGCCUCAGGGACUGUCAUGGUCCAAGUCCAAGCUCCUGUGUCCAGUCCUCUGCUCACCCUGAGACCCAGGCCCACUGGCCUCGCUGUGGGGUAUAGGGUGGAGCUCCUCUGUGAGGCCCAGAGGGGCUCCCCUCCCAUCCUGUACUCAUUCUACCUCAGUGGGGAGAUGCUGGGGAAUCACAUGGCCCUCCAUGGAGGAGCCGCCUCCUUCCUCUUCCUGGUGAAGUCAGAGCAGGAUGCUGGGAACUACACCUGCAAGGCCAAGAACAGAGUCUCUGAAGAGACAAGCAAGCCUGAGACCCUCUCCGUGGAUGGGUACCACGAGCAGCACAACCAGCCCACAGAGGGGUUCAAGGCUGUGGGCACCUAG
Vicugna pacos (alpaca) is the source of this 648-nucleotide messenger RNA. Lineage: Eukaryota; Metazoa; Chordata; Mammalia; Artiodactyla; Camelidae. The record is from RefSeq and is a predicted model, not a curated record.